Larimichthys crocea (large yellow croaker) is the source of this 5072-nucleotide messenger RNA. RefSeq names its product microtubule-associated tumor suppressor 1 homolog. Gene Ontology annotation, cellular component: nucleus; cytoplasm. The record is from RefSeq and is a predicted model, not a curated record. Gene Ontology annotation, molecular function: microtubule binding. The coding region runs from base 597 to 4481 and encodes 1294 amino acids. Lineage: Eukaryota; Metazoa; Chordata; Actinopteri; Sciaenidae. The transcript is spliced from 18 exons.
UGCUCACACACACACACAUACUUGCACACAGCACUGAUGGGAUAAGACAAACGUGCAGUGCAUCGAAGCGGCGUGUGUGUGUGUGUGUGUGUGAGGAGGGUGGAGUGUGCGAGCCAAGUGCAGUGUCAGUCUGCAGCGAGGAGUGUGAACGAGCUGGAGCAGCUUCCAUGGUUUGUUUUUCUGCUGGAUGUUUUUUUUUUUUUUCAGCAGCAGUGUAGCCUGAAGGAGAAAGAAGAAUGUUUUCAACAGCAGUCCUGAAAAUGUGGAAUCUUGUCUUCAAAUAAGAUGCAAGAAUCAGAGCUCAAACUGAUAUUUUUCUAAAUUACAGUUCUGCACAUGACAAGGACAUGACUUUUGAGGAUACAGAAUUUUUGUGCAGUAUUUAAAAUGUCUAAGUGGCUGGACAUACUACAGAUAUUAUUAAAACAGAUGGAUCUGACAUUCUGUCAAAUAGUCUGCCAAGGCCAAACAGCUAUUGUUCAGAGUUCUUCACAGGCAGAAAGAACAACAACAAAAUGCUGAUGGCCAAGUAGAUCACAGGUCAAAGGACAGUCCCAACAUUGUACAGAGUGACCCUCUGCCUUCCUCAUCCAGAGAUGAGUGUGUCUCAGCCCAGUGAGGGUUUACCUGUCAAGGGGAAGAGUGGAUCCACCAUGAGGCUCCCUCUUCACAGAGCAGGAGACCACAAUGGGAAUGCUUUCCCAGUUUCCUCUUCAUCCUCCUCCUCCUCUUGUCUGGGGGAGUCAUCCCCCGAGUCUCUGCGGAGUCUGAGCAGCCUCAGCGGGGGCCGGACUGACAGCCCAAUGGACUAUGACAUGCUCGAGGUCACGCUGAUGACGACAGUGACGACCAAAAAGGACGAAAUGACAGAAAUCGUCAUUUCAAAAUGGGUGCCAGAGGAGGAGAGUAAAUCAGAUGACAACCAAGACGCUGAGGUGGGAAAGGUCCAAACAGGAACGGAGCUAACCGAAUCCAACGACAACUCUGUGUCUGUUUACCUGGACGCCAACAGCGACGAAUACCACCACGACACCUGGAAUGACAAUGACAACCGUACGCUAGCCCUGUCGCUGACCACAAACAGCGGGAGCCGGGGUGAUAACGGUGACCUCAGCAGUGGAAGUAGUAACCGGAGAAGGCAUGGCUCUUCAACUCCAGACUCAGACGCAACAGAAAUCCCUGCAGAUGAUGAUGAUGAUGAUGAAGAGGAGGCUUUGUUUCUGUCUGUGAGCUCUGACAUGGGUGUGCGGAGAAGAAGUACAACCCUCACAAGUUCAACUGAACAAUCUGGUGGCAGCCUUGUGAACCCAGGUAGCUCCGGGACGACUGAGCUCCAGACGGAGGGGACAUCAGCUCUAAGCGUAGCUGAUGAGAGGUCGGAGCUGGUGUUGGCUUCUGAGGACCUUACUGAAAGCAUACAGAUAUCGUCAUCUUCUCCCUCUUGUGCCAAUCCAACUCCGGAUAUUAAGGAAGUUACAUCUCCUCCACUAGAGGAAGUUGAAAGAGGUGCAGUGGGCCUCAAACCAAACACCGGUCAGUCUGCCAGAGGAGCCAAAACCAAACCAACCACUGCUACUUCAAGUGCUCCCAGGACAGCGGUGUCCACACCGAUCAAAGCAUCCAGUCUGGAGGCCAAGAGAGUUUCCAAACUGGACCUAAAAAACGUCAAGGCUAAAGUUGGAUCACGGUCCACCCCAUCUCCACCUAAAACACCCAGCCAGCAGAACAAAUGUGCUCCAGCCAUCGCAAAGAGAGCGGUUCCUAGGAAGGAGGAUGCACAGACUGGUGACGGAGGUAAAAAGCAAAGGUCACCCGGAGGUCCAGUCAGAGUGGCUGUGGUGCUAAAACCUAUCAGAGGAAAGAGCAGUAACCUGAAAACUAACCACAAGACCGUAGCCAACGACUCGGCUCAGCUCGAGAAGAAGGAGAGCGUGUCCGUGAGUCGAACGCUCUCUGCUUCCACCAGUUCUCUGGGCUCUGACGUGGUGGAGGAAGCAACCCCGGACUCUCCCAGGAAGGCUGUGCAGGAAGAAACACCUGAAGUUGUGGAGUCUUCACAUCCCAGUGAAGAUGCUCAUGAAGAGUCUGUAGAGGACCAAAGGGAGGGUACUGGAAAGUCUUUAAUGACAGAGGCCGCUGUGGAGAAACCAAGGAUUCAUAGCAAGAAAGUCUCCUCUAAGCUGGGGCCCAAUGCCAGGCAGCAGGGGAGAGGCGUCAGAGUGGAUAAGGGGCCCUCGGGGCCGGUUCCACCUCCGGGGUCAGGGAUUGGACUUCCAGGCCAGGGGAGUCCCGGGCCCAGGCUAACCCAGAAGGAUGGCUCCGCGUUGAGGGAGGAUGGACAGAGCGUUGGGGGUGGAUCUCCAACGAGAGCGAGGCAGAGCCAAAGUCAGUGCCAGGGUAUCCCCAAACCUCGCACCACCUCAGAGCGAGCAUUUGCAUUGGCUGCCCCGGUUUCCACCACAUCCAACUCCAAACCAACAGCCAAUCAGCAGCCAGCAUCAGGGUCAGCUGGACGACCCGCAGCACCCGCUGCAUCAAAACUUCCUGUUAAGGGAUUAACCACAAGCCUCAGUUCCUCGUCGUUGGGAAGCAAUGAGAACAAUGGAGUACCGAGCAAAGCAUCUCCAGGAGCUCCAGAACCAACCGGGACCAAACCAGACGAGCGGCCCAGCAGAAGCACACUCCCUGUGGGCAGUCAGAGCACAGCAAAGCCCCUCAUCUCCAGUACUGGAGCUACAACCAGCACUAACGCUCCCAGUGAGGCAGUAGGCAGCGCUAACAGUGGUGUCAGCGCUGCUCUGAAGCCUCCUGCAAUGAGGAGCAGAGCUCUCUCCCUGCAGGCCAGGACCACUGCCACAGGUCUGAAGACCCCGACAGUCACCAACCACAACACAGCGAAGACAGCGGCCGCCAAUCAAACCGCAGCAAAGAUGGCUCCUACGUCCAAUCAAGCGCUGACAAAGCAGGCAUCCCAGUAUCCCUUGCAAAGAAGCGGUUCAGCAAGACUCAGCCGCCUGCACAGUACAGUGGACAAAAACAAGCCCCGGGAGGCGCCAGCAAGACCCGCGAACAGCAACUCGCAGGGAGCAGCACCCGCAGGAGGAAACAACCAGAACCAGCAGCAACCUCCACCCGACCCGGCACCGGACGUGGUGAAUGCUAAUGCACCAGUGACGCCAGUUCUCCCAGCACCCGCCACUGAUGCCACCAACACUGCAUCAGGCACCACUGGAGUCUCCAGUCCAGGGUUCAAAGCAAGAACAGGGUCAAGGUCCAGCCCCAAAACAGGAUCCCGCCUGCAGAAUGCAUCAAAGCCCAGUGCUGCUGGGGCCGUCGCAGCAGCAGACGGAACGGUCACGGCUAAACAGAACCAGAGCAGAGAGCAGUCAGAGAAGAAGAACCAGGCCAUCAACCAGCUGAGGAAGCUGCUCGUCCAAGGGAACAAGAGGGUGGAGGCUCUGGCUACAGUCAUCCAACAUCUCUUCACUGAGCGCGAGGAGGCCUUGAAGCAGAAGAAGGAGCUGUCGCUGGAGCUGUCAAACCUUCGAGACGAGCUAGUCACGUCGACACAAUGCUGCAAGCAUCUGCAGAAGGAGAAGGAGGAGGUGCGUGCCAGCUUGGAGGAAGCCUUGAAGAGGCUGGAGAAGCAGCACAAGGAGGAGCUGGUGCAGCUGGAGGACAGAUUGAGGAGCUUUUACCAAACAGAGUGGGAUAAAGUCCACCAGACGUACCAGGAGGAGGCCGACAAAUGCCGCAUGCUGAUGGAACAGCAGGUGGAGGAGCUGAGGAGCCGACAGGAAGCAGAGAGGAAGAACCAGGAAGCCAGUCACAGCCAGAAGAUGGAGUCUCUAAAGCUGCAGUACGAGUCCUCCAUACAAGAGCUGAAGAGGAUCCAGCACACAGACCUGGAGAACCUGGACAAAACCCUGAAGGAGACUGAAAGCUCUCUGUCUGAGAAAAUAUCUGAGCUGUGUGCAGAGAAGGAGGCUCUGAAUGAGAAGCUAAAAGUGGAGGAGGAGAGGAGAAAGCGCAUACUCAGCGACAAGAACCUGAAGGACUCCCACACGGUGUACCUGGAGCAGGAGCUGGAGAGCCUUAAGGUGGUGCUCGAGAUCAAGAACAACCAGCUGCACCAGAAGGACAAGAAGCUCAUGGAGAUGGACAAGCUGGUGGAGACUAAUGUGAAACUGGAGGAGUGUCUGAACAAGGUCCAGCAGGAGAAUGAGGAUUACAAGGCCAGGAUGGACAAACACGCUGCUCUCUCCAAGCAGCUGUCCAACGAACAGGCCAUCCUCCAGCAGACGCUGCAGAAAGAGUCCAAGGUCAACAAGCGUCUGUCCAUGGAGAACGAGGAGCUGCUGUGGAAGCUGCACAACGGCGACCUGCUGGCGAGUCCCCGCCGCCUCUCACCCACCUCGCCCUACAGCUCGCCACGGAACUCUGCCUCCUUCCCCACAAGUGCACCCUUAUCGCCCAGAUAACCCUAAUAAGCAACAACCCCCCCACCCCUCCUCUCCUCUCCUCUCCUCUCCUCUGACCUCCUGAUUCUCCUCAUCACAUUUUUUAAGCCUGACAAAGAUGGAAGCUGUUCCAAAUCCAGAGAAAGACUUCAGUCACAGCUGUGUUGUUGGAUAUUAAUGAUGAACUUGUACAUUUGGAAUAAAUGGCAGUGAAGACUAUGAGAGCCAAAAGACAUUGCAGUGGCACCGAUGCACUUAAAUCUGAGCAUGGGACUGGCCUUGCUCUCUAUCAAACGACCAGUAAACUUUUCUUCUUUUUCUGAAGAAAAGCUAAAUAACAGGCACACCUCAGGGUCUGUACAUAGCGCCUCACGUUGUUAUGACUAUCCUUACAGGUUUUUUUCCUUGUUAUGUUGUACAGUUUAAGUUCAGCUCAUCCUGUUCUUUUUAUACCUCUCUUUUUCAAAGAGGUGGAUGAGAAAAAACCUUGGAUUUGUGGCGUAUGCAGGUUUGUGGAAACAGACUCAAAAUUGUUUGGGUUUAGUAAAUCAUAAAGAUGACGGGUACUUGGUGGAUUAGCAUGGAUUAUUCUGCCUUUUCCUUCCUUUCUUU